AUGGUAUCAUGUAGUUCUCCUGGAAGCAGUCCUUUGCCAAGUAGCUUGAGUAGUAUUCCACAUGUAUCUAGUUCAGUCAGUGAAUGUUCAUUUACUAAAUCUCAUCCUAGUAUUUCUAUUCCAAGUUCAAUGAGUCUCAGUAAAUCCUGCAGUGCAAUGAUAUCAAGUAGCUGUUCAGGCAGUGAGAGUAAUAUUGUUUCCAGCAGCUCUGAAUCAAGUAGCCAUAGCAGUUUGAGUUAUGUUAUUUCAGUUUCAAGAAGUAGUUCAUGUUCCAGCAGUAUCAGUGCUUCUAGUAGUAAAUCGAUAUCAAGCAGCCAACACAGUUCAAGCUUUACAAGCUCUAUCAGUCCAAGUAGUUCAAGCAGCAUAAUGGAAUCACGUAGUUCUGGAAUUACAAGUAGUAUUGUUUCAAGCAGUUCUUUGUCGAGUAGCUUGAGCAUUGUUCAAAACAUAUCUAGCUCAGUCAGUGAAUGUUCACUAAGAGAAGUGAGCUCAUCUUCAAGUAGUUCCAUUUAUUCAUCAUGUAUACCAAGUAGUCUUGUUUCAAGAAGUUCCAGUUGUGUUAGUCCAUCUUCAAGAAUUGAAAGUAGCUCCUUUUCAAGCAGUAAAUCUCUUCCCAGCAGUUCUAUAUCAAGCUUAAUAAGUCUCAGUAUAUCAUGUAGUGCACUGAUAUCAAGUAGCUUUACAGGCAGUGGAAGUAAUAUUGCUUCCAGCAGCUCUGAGUCAAGUAGCCAGAGCAGUUUGAGUUCUGUUAUAUCAGAUUCAAGAAGUGAAAUUGGAUCAAGUAGUUCAUGUUCAAGCAGUAUUCGUAAAUCCAUAUCAAGCAGCCAUGGCAGUCCAAGCAUUACAAGCUCAAGCAGCAUAAUGGUAUCAUGUAGUUCUCCCGGAAGCAGUCCUUUGCCAAGUAGCUUGAGUAGUAUUCCACAUGUAUCUAGUUCAGUCAGUGAAUGUUCAUUUACUAAAUCUCAUCCUAGUAUUUCUAUUCCAAGUUCAAUGAGUCUCAGUAAAUCCUGCAGUGCAAUGAUAUCAAGUAGCUGUUCAGGCAGUGAGAGUAAUAUUGUUUCCAGCAGCUCUGAAUCAAGUAGCCAUAGCAGUUUGAGUUCUGUUAUUUCAGUUUCAAGAAGUAGUUCAUGUUCCAGCAGUAUCAGUGCUUCUAGUAGUAAAUCGAUAUCAAGCAGCCAACAGAGUUCAAGCUUUACAAGCUCUAUCAGUCCAAGUAGUUCAAGCAGCAUAAUGGAAUCACGUAGUUCUGGAAUUACAAGUAGUAUUGUUUCAAGCAGUUCUUUGUCGAGUAGCUUGAGCAUUGUUCAAAACAUAUCUAGCUCAGUCAGUGAAUGUUCACUAAGAGAAGAGAGCUCAUCUUCAAGUAGUUCCAUUUAUUCAUCAUGUAUACCAAGUAGUCUUGUUUUAAGAAGUUCCAGUUGUGUUAGUCCAUCUUCAAGAAUUGAAAGUAGCUCCUUUUCAAGCAGUAAAUCUCUUCCCAGCAGUUCUAUAUCAAGCUUAAUAAGUCUCAGUAUAUCAUGUAGUGCACUGAUAUCAAGUAGCUUUACAGGCAGUGGAAGUAAUAUUGCUUCCAGCAGCUCUGAGUCAAGUAGCCAGAGCAGUUUGAGUUCUGUUAUAUCAGAUUCAAGAAGUGAAAUUGGAUCAAGUAGUUCAUGUUCAAGCAGUAUUCGUAAAUCCAUAUCAAGCAGCCAUGGCAGUCCAAGCAUUACAAGCUCAAGCAGCAUAAUGGUAUCAUGUAGUUCUCCCGGAAGCAGUCCUUUGCCAAGUAGCUUGAGUAGUAUUCCACAUGUAUCUAGUUCAGUCAGUGAAUGUUCAUUUACUAAAUCUCAUCCUAGUAUUUCUAUUCCAAGUUCAAUGAGUCUCAGUAAAUCCUGCAGUGCAAUGAUAUCAAGUAGCUGUUCAGGCAGUGAGAGUAAUAUUGUUUCCAGCAGCUCUGAAUCAAGUAGCCAUAGCAGUUUGAGUUCUGUUAUUUCAGUUUCAAGAAGUAGUUCAUGUUCCAGCAGUAUCAGUGCUUCUAGUAGUAAAUCGAUAUCAAGCAGCCAACACAGUUCAAGCUUUACAAGCUCUAUCAGUCCAAGUAGUUCAAGCAGCAUAAUGGAAUCACGUAGUUCUGGAAUUACAAGUAGUAUUGUUUCAAGCAGUUCUUUGUCGAGUAGCUUGAGCAUUGUUCAAAACAUAUCUAGCUCAGUCAGUGAAUGUUCACUAAGAGAAGUGAGCUCAUCUUCAAGUAGUUCCAUUUAUUCAUCAUGUAUACCAAGUAGUCUUGUUUCAAGAAGUUCCAGUUGUGUUAGUCCAUCUUCAAGAAUUGAAAGUAGCUCCUUUUCAAGCAGUAAAUCUCUUCCCAGCAGUUCUAUAUCAAGCUUAAUAAGUCUCAGUAUAUCAUGUAGUGCACUGAUAUCAAGUAGCUUUACAGGCAGUGGAAGUAAUAUUGCUUCCAGCAGCUCUGAGUCAAGUAGCCAGAGCAGUUUGAGUUCUGUUAUAUCAGAUUCAAGAAGUGAAAUUGGAUCAAGUAGUUCAUGUUCAAGCAGUAUUCGUAAAUCCAUAUCAAGCAGCCAUGGCAGUCCAAGCAUUACAAGCUCAAGCAGCAUAAUGGUAUCAUGUAGUUCUCCCGGAAGCAGUCCUUUGCCAAGUAGCUUGAGUAGUAUUCCACAUGUAUCUAGUUCAGUCAGUGAAUGUUCAUUUACUAAAUCUCAUCCUAGUAUUUCUAUUCCAAGUUCAAUGAGUCUCAGUAAAUCCUGCAGUGCAAUGAUAUCAAGUAGCUGUUCAGGCAGUGAGAGUAAUAUUGUUUCCAGCAGCUCUGAAUCAAGUAGCCAUAGCAGUUUGAGUUCUGUUAUUUCAGUUUCAAGAAGUAGUUCAUGUUCCAGCAGUAUCAGUGCUUCUAGUAGUAAAUCGAUAUCAAGCAGCCAACACAGUUCAAGCUUUACAAGCUCUAUCAGUCCAAGUAGUUCAAGCAGCAUAAUGGAAUCACGUAGUUCUGGAAUUACAAGUAGUAUUGUUUCAAGCAGUUCUUUGUCGAGUAGCUUGAGCAUUGUUCAAAACAUAUCUAGCUCAGUCAGUGAAUGUUCACUAAGAGAAAAGAGCUCAUCUUCAAGUAGUUCCAUUUAUUCAUCAUGUAUACCAAGUAGUCUUGUUUUAAGAAGUUCCAGUUGUGUUAGUCCAUCUUCAAGAAUUGAAAGUAGCUCCUUUUCAAGCAGUAAAUCUCUUCCCAGCAGUUCUAUAUCAAGCUUAAUAAGUCUCAGUAUAUCAUGUAGUGCACUGAUAUCAAGUAGCUUUACAGGCAGUGGAAGUAAUAUUGCUUCCAGCAGCUCUGAGUCAAGUAGCCAGAGCAGUUUGAGUUCUGUUAUAUCAGAUUCAAGAAGUGAAAUUGGAUCAAGUAGUUCAUGUUCAAGCAGUAUUCGUAAAUCCAUAUCAAGCAGCCAUGGCAGUCCAAGCAUUACAAGCUCAAGCAGCAUAAUGGUAUCAUGUAGUUCUCCCGGAAGCAGUCCUUUGCCAAGUAGCUUGAGUAGUAUUCCACAUGUAUCUAGUUCAGUCAGUGAAUGUUCAUUUACUAAAUCUCAUCCUAGUAUUUCUAUUCCAAGUUCAAUGAGUCUCAGUAAAUCCUGCAGUGCAAUGAUAUCAAGUAGCUGUUCAGGCAGUGAGAGUAAUAUUGUUUCCAGCAGCUCUGAAUCAAGUAGCCAUAGCAGUUUGAGUUCUGUUAUUUCAGUUUCAAGAAGUAGUUCAUGUUCCAGCAGUAUCAGUGCUUCUAGUAGUAAAUCGAUAUCAAGCAGCCAACACAGUUCAAGCUUUAUAAGCUCUAUCAGUCCAAGUAGUUCAAGCAGCACAAUGGAAUCACGUAGUUCUGGAAUUACAAGUAGUAUUGUUUCAAGCAGUUCUUUGUCGAGUAGCUUGAGCAUUGUUCAAAACAUAUCUAGCUCAGUCAGUGAAUGUUCACUAAGAGAAGUGAGCUCAUCUUCAAGUAGUUCCAUUUAUUCAUCAUGUAUACCAAGUAGUCUUGUUUCAAGAAGUUCCAGUUGUGUUAGUCCAUCUUCAAGAAUUGAAAGUAGCUCCUUUUCAAGCAGUAAAUCUCUUCCCAGCAGUUCUAUAUCAAGCUUAAUAAGUCUCAGUAUAUCAUGUAGUGCACUGAUAUCAAGUAGCUUUACAGGCAGUGGAAGUAAUAUUGCUUCCAGCAGCUCUACGUCAAGUAGCCAGAGCAGUUUGAGUUCUGUUAUAUCAGAUUCAAGAAGUGAAAUUGGAUCAAAUAGUUCAUGUUCAAGCAGUAUUCGUAAAUCCAUAUCAAGCAGCCAUGGCAGUCCAAGCAUUACAAGCUCAAGCAGCAUAAUGGUAUCAUGUAGUUCUCCCGGAAGCAGUCCUUUGCCAAGUAGCUUGAGUAGUAUUCCACAUGUAUCUAGUUCAGUCAGUGAAUGUUCAUUUACUAAAUCUCAUCCUAGUAUUUCUAUUCCAAGUUCAAUGAGUCUCAGUAAAUCCUGCAGUGCAAUGAUAUCAAGUAGCUGUUCAGGCAGUGAGAGUAAUAUUGUUUCCAGCAGCUCUGAAUCAAGUAGCCAGAGCAGUUUGAGUUCUGUUAUUUCAGUUUCAAGAAGUAGUUCAUGUUCCAGCAGUAUCAGUGCUUCUAGUAGUAAAUCGAUAUCAAGCAGCCAACACACUUCAAGCUUUACAAGCUCUAUCAGUCCAAGUAGUUCAAGCAGCAUAAUGGAAUCACGUAGUUCUGGAAUUACAAGUAGUAUUGUUUCAAGCAGUUCUUUGUCGAGUAGCUUGAGCAUUGUUCAAAACAUAUCUAGCUCAGUCAGUGAAUGUUCAUUAAGAGAAAAGAGCUCAUCUUCAAGUAGUUCCAUUUAUUCAUCAUGUAUACCAAGUAGUCUUGUUUUAAGAAGUUCCAGUUGUGUUAGUCCAUCUUCAAGAAUUGAAAGUAGCUCCUUUUCAAGCAGUAAAUCUCUUCCCAGCAGUUCUAUAUCAAGCUUAAUAAGUCUCAGUAUAUCAUGUAGUGCACUGAUAUCAAGUAGCUGUACAGGCAGUGGAAGUAAUAUUGCUUCCAGUAGCUCUGAGUCAAGUAGCCAGAGCAGUUUGAGUUCUGUUAUAUCAGAUUCAAGAAGUGAAAUAGGAUCAAGUAGUUCAUGUUCAAGCAGUAUUCGUAAAUCCAUAUCAAGCAGCCAUGGCAGUCCAAGCAUUACAAGCUCAAGCAGCAUAAUGGUAUCAUGUAGUUAUCCUGGAAGCAGUCCUUUGCCAAGUAGCUUGAGUAGUAUUCCAUAUGUAUCUAGUUCAGUCAGUGAAUGUUCAUUUACUAAAUCUCAUCCUAGUAUUUCUAUUCCAAGUUCAAUGAGUCUCAGUAUAUCCUGCAGUGCAAUGAUAUCAAGUAGCUGUUCAGGCAGUGAGAGUAAUAUUGUUUCCAGCAGCUCUGAAUCAAGUAGCCAUAGCAGUUUGAGUUCUGUUAUUUCAGUUUCAAGAAGUAGUUCAUGUUCCAGCAGUAUCAGUGCUUCUAGUAGUAAAUCGAUAUCAAGCAGCCAACACAGUUCAAGCUUUACAAGCUCUAUCAGUCCAAGUAGUUCAAGCAGCACAAUGGAAUCACGUAGUUCUGGAAUUACAAGUAGUCUUGUUUCAAGCAGUUCUUUGUCGAGUAGCUUGAGCAUUGUUCAAAACAUAUCUAGCUCAGUCAGUGAAUGUUCACUAAGAGAAGUGAGCUCAUCUUCAAGUAGUUCCAUUUAUUCAUCAUGUAUACCAAGUAGUCUUGUUUCAAGAAGUUCCAGUUGUGUUAGUCCAUCUUCAAGAAUUGAAAGUAGCUCCUUUUCAAGCAGUAAAUCUCUUCCCAGCAGUUCUAUAUCAAGCUUAAUAAGUCUCAGUAUAUCAUGUAGUGCACUGAUAUCAAGUAGCUUUACAGGCAGUGGAAGUAAUAUUGCUUCCAGCAGCUCUGAGUCAAGUAGCCAGAGCAGUUUGAGUUCUGUUAUAUCAGAUUCAAGAAGUGAAAUUGGAUCAAGUAGUUCAUGUUCAAGCAGUAUUCGUAAAUCCAUAUCAAGCAGCCAUGGCAGUCCAAGCAUUACAAGCUCAAGCAGCAUAAUGGUAUCAUGUAGUUCUCCCGGAAGCAGUCCUUUGCCAAGUAGCUUGAGUAGUAUUCCACAUGUAUCUAGUUCAGUCAGUGAAUGUUCAUUUACUAAAUCUCAUCCUAGUAUUUCUAUUCCAAGUUCAAUGAGUCUCAGUAAAUCCUGCAGUGCAAUGAUAUCAAGUAGCUGUUCAGGCAGUGAGAGUAAUAUUGUUUCCAGCAGCUCUGAAUCAAGUAGCCAUAGCAGUUUGAGUUCUGUUAUUUCAGUUUCAAGAAGUAGUUCAUGUUCCAGCAGUAUCAGUGCUUCUAGUAGUAAAUCGAUAUCAAGCAGCCAACACAGUUCAAGCUUUACAAGCUCUAUCAGUCCAAGUAGUUCAAGCAGCAUAAUGGAAUCACGUAGUUCUGGAAUUACAAGUAGUAUUGUUUCAAGCAGUUCUUUGUCGAGUAGCUUGAGCAUUGUUCAAAACAUAUCUAGCUCAGUCAGUGAAUGUUCACUAAGAGAAAAGAGCUCAUCUUCAAGUAGUUCCAUUUAUUCAUCAUGUAUACCAAGUAGUCUUGUUUUAAGAAGUUCCAGUUGUGUUAGUCCAUCUUCAAGAAUUGAAAGUAGCUCCUUUUCAAGCAGUAAAUCUCUUCCCAGCAGUUCUAUAUCAAGCUUAAUAAGUCUCAGUAUAUCAUGUAGUGCACUGAUAUCAAGUAGCUUUACAGGCAGUGGAAGUAAUAUUGCUUCCAGCAGCUCUGAGUCAAGUAGCCAGAGCAGUUUGAGUUCUGUUAUAUCAGAUUCAAGAAGUGAAAUUGGAUCAAGUAGUUCAUGUUCAAGCAGUAUUCGUAAAUCCAUAUCAAGCAGCCAUGGCAGUCCAAGCAUUACAAGCUCAAGCAGCAUAAUGGUAUCAUGUAGUUCUCCCGGAAGCAGUCCUUUGCCAAGUAGCUUGAGUAGUAUUCCACAUGUAUCUAGUUCAGUCAGUGAAUGUUCAUUUACUAAAUCUCAUCCUAGUAUUUCUAUUCCAAGUUCAAUGAGUCUCAGUAAAUCCUGCAGUGCAAUGAUAUCAAGUAGCUGUUCAGGCAGUGAGAGUAAUAUUGUUUCCAGCAGCUCUGAAUCAAGUAGCCAUAGCAGUUUGAGUUCUGUUAUUUCAGUUUCAAGAAGUAGUUCAUGUUCCAGCAGUAUCAGUGCUUCUAGUAGUAAAUCGAUAUCAAGCAGCCAACACAGUUCAAGCUUUAUAAGCUCUAUCAGUCCAAGUAGUUCAAGCAGCACAAUGGAAUCACGUAGUUCUGGAAUUACAAGUAGUAUUGUUUCAAGCAGUUCUUUGUCGAGUAGCUUGAGCAUUGUUCAAAACAUAUCUAGCUCAGUCAGUGAAUGUUCACUAAGAGAAGUGAGCUCAUCUUCAAGUAGUUCCAUUUAUUCAUCAUGUAUACCAAGUAGUCUUGUUUCAAGAAGUUCCAGUUGUGUUAGUCCAUCUUCAAGAAUUGAAAGUAGCUCCUUUUCAAGCAGUAAAUCUCUUCCCAGCAGUUCUAUAUCAAGCUUAAUAAGUCUCAGUAUAUCAUGUAGUGCACUGAUAUCAAGUAGCUUUACAGGCAGUGGAAGUAAUAUUGCUUCCAGCAGCUCUGAGUCAAGUAGCCAGAGCAGUUUGAGUUCUGUUAUAUCAGAUUCAAGAAGUGAAAUUGGAUCAAGUAGUUCAUGUUCAAGCAGUAUUCGUAAAUCCAUAUCAAGCAGCCAUGGCAGUCCAAGCAUUACAAGCUCAAGCAGCAUAAUGGUAUCAUGUAGUUCUCCCGGAAGCAGUCCUUUGCCAAGUAGCUUGAGUAGUAUUCCACAUGUAUCUAGUUCAGUCAGUGAAUGUUCAUUUACUAAAUCUCAUCCUAGUAUUUCUAUUCCAAGUUCAAUGAGUCUCAGUAAAUCCUGCAGUGCAAUGAUAUCAAGUAGCUGUUCAGGCAGUGAGAGUAAUAUUGUUUCCAGCAGCUCUGAAUCAAGUAGCCAUAGCAGUUUGAGUUCUGUUAUUUCAGUUUCAAGAAGUAGUUCAUGUUCCAGCAGUAUCAGUGCUUCUAGUAGUAAAUCGAUAUCAAGCAGCCAACACAGUUCAAGCUUUACAAGCUCUAUCAGUCCAAGUAGUUCAAGCAGCAUAAUGGAAUCACGUAGUUCUGGAAUUACAAGUAGUAUUGUUUCAAGCAGUUCUUUGUCGAGUAGCUUGAGCAUUGUUCAAAACAUAUCUAGCUCAGUCAGUGAAUGUUCACUAAGAGAA
This is a messenger RNA of Penaeus chinensis, 8262 nucleotides long. RefSeq names its product serine-rich adhesin for platelets-like. The transcript has a single exon. NCBI's taxonomy places the organism in Eukaryota, Metazoa, Arthropoda, Malacostraca, Decapoda, Penaeidae. The record is from RefSeq and is a predicted model, not a curated record. The annotation marks the transcript as partial.